This is a messenger RNA of Trametes versicolor FP-101664 SS1, 231 nucleotides long. RefSeq lists its product as uncharacterized. The annotation marks the transcript as partial. NCBI's taxonomy places the organism in Eukaryota, Fungi, Basidiomycota, Agaricomycetes, Polyporales, Polyporaceae. The transcript has a single exon. The record is from RefSeq and is a predicted model, not a curated record.
GUGAUCACAGACGGUAUCAACAUAGGACGGCUGUGUUGUGGUGUCCGUCAUUGCACCGGCACACUCAGGACUCCACAAGAUCUUUGGUGUGCCACCCACCAAGCUCAAUGUACAUUCUGCGUUGUAGAAGGCUGCUGUCACCAUCAUUGUGAUGGGCACCGGACCUGCACGCUCCACGGGGGUGUUGAGGAGCAUCAUGUGGCCACAGGAAAGGCGAUGUUCACGCUGCGC